Messenger RNA from Austrofundulus limnaeus, 5403 nucleotides. It is a transcript of the gene atp11c, whose product is annotated as ATPase phospholipid transporting 11C (ATP11C blood group). Gene Ontology annotation, cellular component: plasma membrane; endoplasmic reticulum; recycling endosome. Gene Ontology annotation, molecular function: ATP binding; ATPase-coupled intramembrane lipid carrier activity; magnesium ion binding. The coding region runs from base 531 to 3950 and encodes 1139 amino acids. Gene Ontology annotation, biological process: phospholipid translocation. NCBI's taxonomy places the organism in Eukaryota, Metazoa, Chordata, Actinopteri, Cyprinodontiformes, Rivulidae. The transcript has 30 exons. The record is from RefSeq and is a predicted model, not a curated record.
CUGGAGUGAAAAUUGUUUGACAGGGAGGUGAGGCGACCUGUAGUCAGGGACUGCCGCCACAAAAGUUAGUUUUUUUUUAAUUUUUWAUUUUUUACCCGCGGUGGCGAACAGUCUCCGAGUCACCGGAAAGGAAAGGCAGAGCCGAGAAACGACAAAUGAUUCGUACGAGURAGCAACAGGGCACGGGGAGCGAAAUGUCAGCGACUGUCUCAGCCUUGAGCAACGGGAAGCGCGACUACUAGUAGUACAGCCCAACCGCAACGCGGAAAAUAUCCAGAGGGGAGAGAAUGCGAAUGGUGCGAAGAUACCGAAAUCAAACGAAAUGGAAACGAUGUAGCGUCGCCCCGGCAUUUCAUAUAGCUAGAWCUAACGUUAGAGUAGAAAACAGAUAGCUAAAGGAGCUAGCACGCCAACUAACAUACAUGUAAAGUUAUUCCCCGGAGAAGCUGAAGAAGCGAAGCCAGGAGGCGCGUGUGGAAUCAGAAGAGUUCAGCUGUUCUGCGAGGUUAUUAAGAAGAUAGAUAAAGAGGAUGCUGCGGAGAAGACUCAACCGAUUGUUCGGUGGUGAUGAGAGACGAGUGGACAACAGGACAAUCUACAUUGGCCAUCAGUCUUUUCCUGUCAGUGAGACUUUCACACCACCCAAGUUCUGUGACAACAGGAUUGUGUCAUCAAAGUAUACAGUCUGGAACUUUCUACCAAAGAACCUGUUUGAACAAUUUAGAAGAAUUGCCAAUUUCUACUUCCUCAUCAUCUUCCUGGUGCAGGUGAUAGUGGACACCCCUACCAGCCCAGUCACCAGUGGCCUACCUUUGUUUUUUGUCAUCACAGUAACUGCUAUCAAACAGGGAUAUGAAGACUGGCUAAGGCACAAGGCCGAUCGUGAAGUGAAUAAGUACAUGGUGACAGUGGUGGAGAAUGGAGUAAAGACACCAAAGGAGAGUGAGAAAAUCAAGGUUGGCGAUAUUGUAGAAGUUAAGGAAGAUGAGACCUUUCCCUGUGAUUUAAUACUGCUGCAGUCGAGUCGAGAUGAUGGCACAUGUUUUGUUACCACAGCAAGUCUGGAUGGAGAGUCCAACCAUAAAACACACUACACAGUGCCAGACAUCGAAAGGGAUCUGGAAUCUCUCAGCGCCACCAUCGAGUGUGAACAGCCACAGCCUGACCUUUACAAGUUUAAUGGUCGUAUGUACAUUUACAAAAACGAUCAGGAGUCCACAGUGAGGUCUUUAGGCCCAGAAAACCUGCUGCUGAAAGGAGCAACUUUAAAGAACACUCAGACGAUAUGUGGUGUUGCAGUUUACACUGGCAUGGAAACAAAAAUGGCUCUCAACUAUCAGGGCAAAUCUCAAAAGCGAUCUGUUGUAGAGAAGUCUAUCAAUGCCUUUCUUCUAGUUUACCUUUGUAUACUGGUGAGCAAGGCGCUUGUGUGCACAACACUUAAAUAUGUUUGGCAGAACAAACCUGGGCAGGAUGAGCCGUGGUACAACGAGAAAACCCAGAAGGAGAAAGAGACAAAUCUGUACUUAAAAAUGUUCACAGACUUCCUGUCCUUCAUGGUCCUCUUCAACUUCAUCAUUCCAGUGUCCAUGUAUGUCACAGUUGAGAUGCAGAAGUUUUUAGGAUCCUUUUUCAUCACGUGGGACAAAGAUUUUUUUGACCCUGAAAUUAAGGAGGGCGCACUGGUCAACACGUCGGACCUGAACGAAGAGUUGGGACAGGUGGAGUAUGUCUUCACAGACAAGACCGGCACACUCACCCAGAAUAACAUGGAGUUCAUCGAGUGCUGUAUCGACGGCUUCCAAUACAAACAUCGGGGCGCCUGCUCCGAGUUGGAUGGGUUUUGUGUCACAGAUGGACCAGUGARCAAACUGCAGCAGAAAGCUGGCAGGGAGAGGGAGGAGCUGUUUCUGCGAGCCCUGUGUCUCUGCCACACUGUCCAGGUGAAGGAGUCUACAGAGCAGGCUGAAAUCCUACGGGAAGAUCAAACAGAUCAGGUGGAUGGUUUGAGCUUAGAUGAAGAGGCGCUCCAAUCACCACAAGAAGAGAGGGGCUUCAUAGCUUCUUCGCCUGAUGAGAUCGCACUGGUCAAGGGUGCCAUGAGGUAUGGCUUCACAUUUCUGGGUCUUGAAAGCAAAACCAUGAAAAUUCUAAACAGAAAUAAAGAUGUUGAAACGUACGAACUGCUUCAUGUGUUGAACUUUGACCCAGUGAGGAGGCGAAUGAGUGUGAUCGUCAGAUCCAAAUCAGGUGAAGCGUGGCUUUUCUGUAAGGGUGCAGACUCUUCCAUCUUUCCUCGAGUCAAACAGGAGGAGGUGGAAAGGAUCAGAAUGCAUGUAGAACGCAACGCAACAGAGGGUUAUAGGACCCUGUGUGUGGCCUACAAACAACUUAGUGCAGAUGAGUAUGCCGAGGCAGACGCAGCGUUGGGAGAAGCUAAAUUGGCUCUGCAGGACAGAGAGGAGAAGCUUAUGGCCAUUUACAACCAAGUGGAGACAGGAAUGAGUCUAAUAGGAGCUACUGCMGUGGAAGAUCGCCUUCAAGAGGAAGCAGCGGAGACCAUGGAAGCUCUGCAGGGAGCAGGUAUGAAGGUUUGGGUCCUAACAGGGGACAAGAUGGAGACGGCAAAGUCCACCUGCUACGCUUGUGGAUUGUUCCAGAGGAGAACAGAGCUGCUGGAGCUAACUGUGCGCACGCUAGAGGAUCGAGGGAGGAAACGUGAAGACCGCCUGCAUGAGCUUUUAUCAGAGUAUCAUAAGAAAGCUGUUAUAGAUGUGCCACCAGUGAAGGCAGGUGGCAGCAGGGGUCGUUUUGUGGCCAGCCAGGACUUUGGGUUUAUCAUCGAUGGACCUUCUUUAUCCAUAGUGCUCAGCUCAUCCUCUGAUUCCAACACAGUUUGCUACAAAAGUCUGUUCCUGAGCAUUUGUCAGAACUGCACAGCUGUGCUCUGCUGCCGCAUGGCUCCGCUGCAAAAGGCACAGAUUGUUAAAAUGGUGAAAACUUGUAAAGGCAACCCAAUCACACUUUCCAUUGGAGACGGAGCUAAUGAUGUCAGUAUGAUUUUGGAAGCUCAUGUUGGCAUUGGCAUCAAAGGUAAGGAGGGUCGACAGGCAGUGAGAAACAGUGAUUAUGCUAUCCCCAAACUCAAGCAUCUCAAGAAACUUUUGUUGGCUCAUGGGCAUCUUUACUAUGUUCGCAUCGCACAUCUGGUGCAAUAUUUUUUUUACAAGAAUCUUUGCUUCAUCCUACCCCAGUUUUUGUACCAGUUCUUCUGUGGCUACUCCCAACAGCCCCUGUACGAUGCAGCCUAUCUGACGAUGUACAACAUCUGCUUCACCUCUAUGCCCAUCCUGGCUUACAGCCUCCUCGAGCAGCACAUUUGCAUCGAGUUUCUCCUUAAAAACGCCGCUCUGUACAGUGAGGUUGCAAAAAAUGCCAUGUUACGGUGGGACCUUUUCCUCUACUGGACCCUGCUCGGAGUCUUCCAUGGCUUAGUGUUCUUCUUUGGGGUUCGAUUUCUGUUCAGUAACCCAGCCUUGCAGGACAAUGGCCAGGUUUUUGGGAACUGGUCGUAUGGAACAAUUGUAUUUACUGUUCUAGUCUUCACUGUAACUCUAAAACUGGCUCUGGACACACGACACUGGACGUGGAUCAACCACUUUGUGAUCUGGGGUUCUUUGGCCUUCUACGUGUUUUUCAGCUUCUUCUGGGGAGGAAUAAUAUGGCCUUUCCUGAAGCACCAGCGUUUGUACUUUGUCUUUGCCAACAUGCUGAGCUCAGUAUCAGCAUGGCUCGUUAUCAUCCUGCUCAUACUGCUCAGCCUACUGCCAGAGAUCCUGUUCGUGGUGCUCCGCAAGCCCCGGGGACCCUACGCUCGAAAGCUGUCAGAGGAUGAACUCCUACAAGCACCCAGAUUGCAGCCGUCACACCCCUUUCCUAUAAGCACCUGAAGGAGCUCCAGUGAAAGGCUGCCAGGACUCGCCGCUGGACUUUGCCUCAUUCAGGUUUUUGUUUGGGUUUAAGGAGGUGACGAAGAGGGAGGAGAUCUGAAUAUGGAGACCUUGAGAAGAUGAAGAAACUUUUUUUUCAAACUGUUACUUUUCCAUCUUUUUCUGCCCAACGCAUGUCUGCAGAACAGUGCCCUGCGUUAUUUUAGAAAAUAUCAACCCGUGAUGGACAUGAGUUUUUUUCCUUUCACUUCUUCUUAUUUCUUUUUAUUAGCUUACAAAUACGCAUACAUGGCUGCCUUGUCCCUGGCUCUUUCCAAAUACUUUGUUUCAACAAGCAGUUGUAAAUCCACUCAAAGAAUGGUACAUCUGCAUGACAAAAAGACUCAGAACACCUCACCUGUUUUCAGUCACUUAUUUUUUCUGCAAACCUUUUUUAUAUUUAAAUAUUUUUUUCUUUUAAAUCUUUUUUUAAUCUACAAAUCUGAACCAUUCCAGAUGAAUUAUGUUACUGAAUGCAAUUUCAGUCCAGCUGAAAGCUACACACAGACUGUUAAUAGUUUGCUGGUGUUUAUGGGAUUCUAUCUUUUUGUUGAUAAAACUGAUAUCUGUAUUGAAGAUAAGAGUUUAUUAGAGGCCGUGUUACCACUGAAUCCAAAAAGCGUGUUUGUGCGUAAGACUGAGUGAUUAAAGACCUCAAUAUUUAACUUUUGGCAAUAAAAUUCCGAUUGUAAUUAAUUCUUUCAACCUCAGAGAUAAUUUAAGACAUAGGAAAAUUAAUAUAUGUGCGCAGUAAUGUUUAUAGCUUAUAUUAGCGUCUGCUCAAAGCCAAAAAGAUGAAUGCAGUGCAAUCAGAUUGUGUCCACACAAAUGUGACCUUAAAAUGAAAGGCCUGUGUGUAUGUGUGUGUUACAUAGAUGUGUUUGGAUGAGAAUAGUCACAAACGUCUGUGUGUAAAGAAAACCAAAUGUACUUGAACUUUGUUGAUUCGGGUCAGUUAGACAUUUUCUGCACUAUUAGGGUAACUGGUUCCUUUGUUACAGUUAUGAUCACUAAGGCACAGUAUAUAUGCCUGAACACACACACCUAAUAGCUAGACAGGACGUGGAUACACAACCAGUUACCCAUAUGCAUCAUACACAUCAAUGCACACAAAAAGUCUAAAGAAAGAUGUUUAGAUUCACUGUCAAUUAUGUGUCUUCUUAGACCAAAUCAGUGUAAAAUAACUCCAAAUUUACAGAAUCAGUAACGUAAAAAGCCACUGUGAGAUUCUGCUUCCCUGUUUCUGGUCUAAACAGCUGUUCCAGCAGGUUGAUCACAUUGUUGUUCACUUUUCUGUUCUUCAACGUUUUUUUACGUGUAGUGCUUUAAACAUUCCAUUUAAACCUGAUUUCGGACACUUUGAUACUUUUUUGUAACGUUAUUUUCUUCCACACAUCAGCUCGCCAUAUUUAUU